Macadamia integrifolia is the source of this 2244-nucleotide messenger RNA. Its product is annotated as protein yippee-like PJ691.02. Lineage: Eukaryota; Viridiplantae; Streptophyta; Magnoliopsida; Proteales; Proteaceae. The record is from RefSeq and is a predicted model, not a curated record. The transcript is spliced from 6 exons. The coding region runs from base 1532 to 1933 and encodes 133 amino acids.
UUAAAACCAAGCCGAAGCUCCCUUCUCUCUCUCUCUCUCUCUCUCUCUCUCUGUCUAAAGUGUAGAACAGAGCCAAGUCCUAACACAGUGUUUUGCUUCCCACUUCAAAAACCCAAAUCCCCACAGAUCGAUUAAGCAUAGGAAACCCAAAAUGCCGUUAAGAAUCAGAAACGCAACGCCCUAACAUUCCUAUACUUCGCGACCUUAUUUACCCUUACCACUUCUCUUCCUCCUCGAUCCACUUCUUCUUCUUCCUCAUCACCGGCGUUGUCGGAAUGGAAAUCGGCAAGAACAGCAUACAACGCAGCUCUAAAUCCUCGGAACACGGUGGGGGGUUGCAUGUGGGCUCGGAGAUCUGGUGAAGAAAGGGUAUGGCCAGGCAACGGCGGGUCUGAGCAUCGUUCUCAUCGAGAAUGGUCAGAUCUGCGGUGCUUGCAGCAUCGUUUCCGCCACCACUUCUGUGCCCCUUACGGCCGAUCUCGGUGGCCGCUGCAACACUCGAAUCGCCAAUUUUUCCUCCCGUUGAAGUAUUUGAGAAGAUCGCCAUGGUAAGAAAUUCAACAUGCCCGUUCCGUAUCACAGUUCGUCUCUCGUUCUAUGGUAUACAAAUAAAUCUAUGAGGAUGAUGAGAAGAGGUAGCAAAUCAAAGUAAAUGUCUUCUCUGAGAAAGCUCCUUCUCCCUCGGAAGGCUCUCUCGAGUUCCUCUCAGAAUCUCAAAAACCUAGAAGCAGAGGAAGGAAUCGAAGCAGUUCCGGAAUGCUCCUGAUGUUCUGACAACAUCCAGCUAUUGCUCACAGGCAUGGUUGUAAAUGGAUAGUCGAAAUCCGAUUUGAAUUCACAUAUCUGUAUCCGAUUAACGGUAUCCGGACUAAAAUUCAAAAUUAUCAGUAAAAUAAUUAUUCGAUUAAAUAAUUAAUUAAUGAUUUCAAGUGUUCUUGAACUUUAAACAGGUUCUAGAGAAUUAGAGAAUGAGGAAAAGGAUUAAAACAAACUGAAAAUAUGGAUUAAGAGUAAACCAUAUUUAUUGGGGGAGAAAGGUUCAGAUUAUACAAGUCAGUAUAUGAAGAGUUGAAAAUUCGAAUUUGAUCCGAAUCCAUAUUAGUGCAGGGGUAACUGUUUCUGGCCAGAAAUAUUCAGAUCCAAACAUAUUCGAGCCGAAUUCAAACCGUAUCCGUUUACAUCUCUAGUCACAGGGCAGAGUUGUCGACCUUCUCAAAUUCUAAUUUAAAGUCAGCCCAUACCCGACCAGCCCAGCUUUAAAUCUUAAAACACGGCCGUCUUCUCCAAGAAUCCCAUAAAACUGAAAUCUCCUCUUCUUGGUUUCAGUCUUCGUAGCUCUAAGAAUCUGCAAAACCUGGAAUCCAGUAGCUCCGAAUCCUACAAAACUUGAAUCGAAAUUCCUUCUCUCUGUCUUGGUAGUGGAGCAAACCAGAAACCUCAAUUUCUGAAGAUAGCUUCAAGAUUCCUGAAAUUCAAGAACUGAGUGUGGUUUAAAUCUGCGUAGCUCUAAGAAUCCUUUCCCAAUAUCAUAAUGGGAAGAUUGUUUGUGGUCGAGAUCCCCAAUGUCGAAGAGAAAAACAUAUAUACUUGUGCGAACUGCGAGCGGGAGAACAAUCACAAUUUCCCUUUUACACACAUCGCUUCAGUGGAUGAUCAGCUUGACUUUGGUCCAGGCGCUCCGUUUUGGACCGAUAUGGAGAAUCAUAUACUUUGCAAAGUGAUAAACAUAAUAAUGAUGGGUGAACCGGAAAUGGAAGAUCUAUAUCAUGGCACUUUCAUAAUCAGGGAGGUCAAUUGCGUACAGUGCUUUAAACUACUUGGACUAUACUAUAUAACAUCCGAUAACCCACGUUUCUGCUAUAUAGAAGGGAAUUUUUUGUUGCAAAGAGAAGCUCUAAAUCGCUGGGACCAUGGGAUCAGAGUAGCACAUUGAGGCCUCUAAUAUCUACACAUGAGACAUAGUUCUUUGGAUUUUUGGACAUUUUCACUGGGUCCAGUACAUGAUAAGUCCUCUAAUAACUACAUUUUGAGAGGCAUAUUUUUUUUAUUUUUUGGCAUUCUCACUAGUUCCUUCAUGUACAUGAUAGGAUAUAUCUUUGUAGCCAGAAAUGUUCGACCCUGUUAACUUUCUUGAUAGCGUACAUCUUUGUAGAGUUGUUCCUUGUAGUGUCUCCCCGCAUUCAAGCUUCAAAAACUCGGGAUUGGUCAAGGCUGAAAUGGCUUCGAUACUAAGUUUUUUUGGAA